AUGGCUCCUGGACGUGCUGGGUCCAGCGGCAAUGCUGUUGCAUCCGCCUUUUCCAGAUUUUGGAAGAGAACCCAUGCUCCGGAUUACCUGGGCUUCGCCAUCCUCGUUGGUGGUUGGAUGACCAUGCUGGUAUUCCUCGAGCCGUUUCAUCGCAUGUUCUUCAUUAACGACCUGCACAUCUCAUACCCUCAUGCGGAAGUCGAGCGCGUGCCAGUCUACAUGAACUUCGUGUAUGCUCUGUUUGUUCCGUUAGCGGUCUUGAUUGUCUACAACUUGAUGACCAAGGCCUCGCCUCAUAAGCAUGAGGUUACGUACUUGAGUCUCGGCAUUUCAGUCAUCAUGACCUCCUUCAUCACGGACCUUGUGAAGAACGCAGUAGGCCGACCGCGACCCGACCUCUUGGCUCGGUGCAAGCCAGCAGCUGGCACCAAGCCCGACGUCUUGGUUACGAUUGAUGUCUGCACCGAGAAAGCGCACCAUCUACUGCACGACGGUUGGAGAUCGUUCCCGUCUGGUCAUUCAUCCUUCUCUUUCGCCGGUCUUGGAUUCCUCAGCAUCUUCCUUGCCGGCCAAUUGCACAUCUUCCGUCAUAACAGCGGUGGCCGCGAUCUGAGCAGGGCUCUGGUAUGCCUCUUGCCUCUCCUUGGAGCCGCUUUGAUCGCCAUCAGUCGGUGCGAGGACUAUCGACAUGAUGUCUACGACGUAUGUGUUGGGUCCCUGUUGGGAUGGGUCGUUGCGUAUUGGAGCUAUCGACGACACUGGCCGAGACUGAAUGCCAAGGACUGCCAUGAGCCGCAUCCAUAUCCGGGUUCGGAGCCAAAGACGGGAUGGAAUCGAUUGCGGGACGAGGAGGAAGCUGGGGAUUCACGACCCGACGUAGGCUACGAGAUGACCCAGCUAGACAGGCAGAGACGCUAA
Messenger RNA from Colletotrichum karsti, 918 nucleotides. RefSeq names its product pap2 domain protein. The record is from RefSeq and is a predicted model, not a curated record. Gene Ontology annotation, biological process: phospholipid metabolic process. Gene Ontology annotation, molecular function: phosphatidate phosphatase activity. NCBI's taxonomy places the organism in Eukaryota, Fungi, Ascomycota, Sordariomycetes, Glomerellales, Glomerellaceae. Bases 1 to 918 code for a protein of 305 amino acids. The transcript is spliced from 4 exons.